Onychomys torridus (southern grasshopper mouse) is the source of this 432-nucleotide messenger RNA. Its product is annotated as protein shisa-like-2B. The coding region runs from base 28 to 432 and encodes 134 amino acids. The record is from RefSeq and is a predicted model, not a curated record. The transcript has 2 exons. Lineage: Eukaryota; Metazoa; Chordata; Mammalia; Rodentia; Cricetidae.
GAUCCUGCCUGCGCACAGCAGCCGGCGAUGAGUGAGAGCAGCCGCCUGUGCUCGGGCUACUACAGCCUCAACCGCAGCUUCGUGGAGCCCUUCCAGUGCCCGCGGCGCGGCGACGGGGCCGCGCUGCUCUACUGCUGCGGCUUCGCAGACCUCAAGUACUGCUGCAGCGAGCCGGGCAGCUACUUCCCCUACAAGCACAGCUACAUGUGGAGCCUCAGCAUUGGUGCUCUGGUUGGAUUGGGAAUCGCUGCCCUUGUUUUGCUUGCCUUCAUCAUCAGCGUCUGUGUCCUGUGCUACUUAUUUCUGUACACAAAACCUCAACGAUUAGACAAUGGCCUUAAACUUCAGCAUCUAGAGGCAUCUUCUACCCUAGAAGGUAACCUGAAUCUACUGUUUGUAAUCAGUUACCUGUACCAUAUCUCAGCUGGGUGA